Messenger RNA from Penicillium cataractarum, 1284 nucleotides. RefSeq lists its product as uncharacterized. The record is from RefSeq and is a predicted model, not a curated record. Bases 1 to 1284 code for a protein of 427 amino acids. NCBI's taxonomy places the organism in Eukaryota, Fungi, Ascomycota, Eurotiomycetes, Eurotiales, Aspergillaceae. The transcript is spliced from 4 exons.
AUGCUUCCUAUUCCCCGGCCGUCGAAACCGGGUGGUAGGAAGAGUCCUUUCCCUGACCCUUCCGAAACAAAGAGGCGUCGAGCAUCAGACUCGCCUCGGCCUCCACUCAGCACCGGUAAUAUGGUGAUGGAUCUGAGGACACCAGUCGUCGACAGAUUCCCUGGCACCCCAGAAACGCCACAAGAGAGGCAUCUACCACCCCCGGCCGUGGACUUGGCUUAUCAGCCAAGUGGUCCAAAUCAAGAUAGUAUGAAGGCGAAUAGGCUCCUGGGAUACUAUCGUCAUGUCCCUGUCCCUUGGCCUCUCAAUCUUGGCUACCCUGGCUAUUCGCGGUAUCUGCAGCCCGGAGCAGACACGAAUACUGAUGAGCCCAGUGAAACUGUUCCACAGAGAGGAACUCCCACCCCUUCUCCCGUCAUCACCCAUACCACCAACUAUGGACAAAACCCUACACCUCCUCACAGCGACCCUCUAAGAACCCCCCAGAGAGUUCUACCACCUCUGCCCCGCCAUUACCAGAUACCUGAGCAGCCUACACCUCCUCAGAGUGACCCUCUGAGAACCCCAGAGGGCGCAUCCUGGAUUCCACCUCGCCGCCAUGAGCCGUCCCAAGAGACCACAUCUCCCCUCAGCAAUCCCCCGAGACCCCCUCCGCAGACAUCCAUGUCAAUUCGUCCUCGCCAGUUCAAAGUCCCCCAGAAAGAGUUAGCAGUACAGCUAGUCGACUUCGAAGAACUAGCCGCCCACACAGCAAAGUGCGAUGUCUGCGACAAGCGCAACACAGACGGCAUGGUACGCUGUAAGCCAUGCGGAUGGCAAUGCUGCCGUCGAUGUCUCGCCGAAAGAGGUGGAGAUCGUACACAUCCCAAAGCUGGCAAUUUGCAUGUCCCCGAGGACGCGCCUCCCACGGCGAUAGCCAGAGCCAGUAUGACGCAGUCGUACUUCGCACCAGUCCCGAAGGAAUCGGGGCGGGAGGGUGAGAAAUAUGCAACGCCCGAGGAAGAGGCCGCUGCGAUUCUUCUCAAGCUCAAGAACGAUAAGCGGAGCAGGGUGCAGGCGGGAUCAACGAGUGGACAUACCCGUGGUAGUGGAACGAUUGCCGGCCCUUCUCAGCCGACCAACCGUGCUGCGGACGGUGGUGCUGAAUUUGACAGCGAUGAGACUGAGAUUCUGCCGGAUAUUGACACCGAGGACGAGACUGAUGAUGAUAAUUUGCCCGAUAACCUCGUCAAUGUGCGUCGAAAUCCAUCCCGCAGGGCGAGACCGGCUGACAUGAAAGAGUGA